Adelges cooleyi (spruce gall adelgid) is the source of this 1803-nucleotide messenger RNA. RefSeq lists its product as uncharacterized. The transcript has 3 exons. Bases 917 to 1483 code for a protein of 188 amino acids. NCBI's taxonomy places the organism in Eukaryota, Metazoa, Arthropoda, Insecta, Hemiptera, Adelgidae. The record is from RefSeq and is a predicted model, not a curated record.
AACUACGAGUUACGACUUCAAAUAAAUAAAAAUAUGAUCUUGAAAAUAAUUUACAAUGUACUAAUCUUGAAUGAUCGAUUUUCUUUUUUCUUCGAUUUAAAGUGUAAGCAGUGCUUACAGUGCUUACAUGCACACUACGCCCCUGCGGCUGUAUAAUUGUCGCACGACAACUCAAUAAGAUUUUCCGUCUUUUGCAGAUUUCAUCCGUGGAAAUUUAUCGAUAUUGUCAUUAUGGUAGGAUAUUAGUCACCAGUCACCACCCCUAGUGAUGACUAAUAAUUGGGCGACGGACGGAUGUUUAUAAAUCGCGGCAAUGGCGGUAGAUACCGCGAGCGCUUACCACCGACGCGCAGGCGCACUACGUCCCUCCUGGCUGUAUUUAAAAUCAAUAUUACCAGGUCUGCCGUCUCCGCCCUCCAACUCCCUGGUCCCAAUAUCUCAAUUAAUAUGUCCGUUGCCAUUUGCUGCCUCUGCUCUCUCGUAUCGUGUCGUAGUUUCGUUUAGAUGUGAUUUAUUUUUUUUUAAUAAUAAUUAAAUUCGUACAAAAAGGUAUCUAAAAAAACCCACGUUAAAUCAAAUUGUUUAUUUCGAUCUGUGCCCGUUAUAUGUGAUAACCAUCAUUCGCGGUACGUUCGAUUUUAUUGUUUUGUUUAGCGAAUAGAAUAAUUUAUCAUACACAAGACGUACAUUUUCGGUUUUUCCCGUUGCGGUAAAAAUAUUUCCAAGUAAAAACAAGAACAGUGCGUGUUAACAGUUGUUAUUACUUAUUUUUUUACUGUGUGGCUCGUUGAAAAACAACAACGUAAUACAUUUUAUUACCGCACUAUUAAUACACCAACAUUUUUGUUCGAAAAACACAGUUUUUUUUUUUAACUUUAUUAGUGAGAGUCUAGUGUAGUCUAAUUCAAACGACAAAAUGUUUCCAUUGACCGUUUUGGCAUACGAUGCAUGCAGCGAACAGCAAAAGUUAUAUUAUGACAAUUUGAACAACACGGCCAUGGACAUAGGGCCGUGUUGCAGUAAUAUAAUUAAAUUCAUUAGGGCCAAUAAACGGUGUACUUACAUUUCAAAUGUCUGUGAAGAUGCAGCGUGUUGCGGACAUUUGAAAUGUUUAAAAUUUGGACACCUGAAUGGAGGGUCAUGGACUAGGUCAACUCUGCUAAGUGCUGCAUGUAGCAGUAAUUUGGAUUGUCUGAAAUAUGCACUCGAGAACGGAUGUCCAUGGAGAAGUAAUUAUGCAGAGCGAGUUGAAGAUUCUUUUUGUGGUAUGUCUAGUGGAGGAGAAGAGGUAUGUACUGCUGCCGCUGGUACUGGCAACUUGCAAGGUUUGAAGUUACUACACGAAUAUGGCUGUCCAUGGAAUAAAUCUACAACUUUGACCGCUGCUUCUUACGGAUACAUGGAAUGUCUGACAUACGCAAUUCAAAAUGGUUGUCCUUACGAUGCUAAAAAGAUUGAAACUGCCCUAUUGAAGAAAAAGUAGAGAAGAAGUAGAGAGCGGAGAAAAAAUGGAGAGCAGCUCAAACAAAAUUGGUUGUGUUAAAAAAUAUUGCCUAGUCCUGAAAUAAGACUGAACCUAUGUCAACAGACGACUGUUGCAAAGUUGUAAAUAUUGAUACUAUUAAAAUUAUAUUUUACUUUUUAUUAAAACUAGUUAUUUUUACAUGUAUAUAAAAUUAUGACAUAUUAUUAAGACGCAUAAAGGAUGUGAGUGUGGAAGCGUGUCUAUAAAGUAGGUUUGUACUAAUUAAUCUAUUUGUGCCAUUUUUUAAUUUUUAAUUUUAUUUUUAUCCAACAUUAUUU